Molecule: messenger RNA, 3659 nt
Organism: Octodon degus (degu)
Lineage: Eukaryota; Metazoa; Chordata; Mammalia; Rodentia; Octodontidae
Gene: Nipal3
Product: NIPA like domain containing 3
Exons: 13
Coding region: 385-1611 (408 amino acids)
Biological process (GO): magnesium ion transport
Cellular component (GO): membrane
Molecular function (GO): magnesium ion transmembrane transporter activity
Source: RefSeq, a predicted model, not a curated record
UGCAGCACUUUGGCAGCUCCCAAACGAGGAAGGAAUUAAGGAGGCUGUGCCUCCGGGUUGCGAGAAGAGUCCAAGUCAUUUCUCAGAAGCCUCUGACAGGUGAACCUUAGAAGAAACGCCACCGCCUGAACCAAGAGCACGGCAGUUGUGACGGAGACGGCACACCCUUGCCUGCCUGCUCAGGAGAAGAAAUUGGCUCUUCUCUCGAGAAGCUGGAGAGAAACCUGUACAUCUGCCAAAAGAGCCUCGAGAACUCUUUUGGCUGAGGAAAAGAAGGCUGCCGGAAGGAGGUGAACACAAGGAGCAAUGGCUUCUGCCUGGGGCCCGGCUUAGCAGCUGCUCCUGCUCUCAGUCACUUCGGGCAGGAUGUGCCACUAGACCGCCAUGGACACGGCCCCGGGUGCAGGCCUGCAGCUGCAGCAGCUUCCGCCCCCCAGCAGCGCCACCUCCGUGAGCGUGAGCGAGGGCUCCUUCUCCUAUAAGGAAAACCUGAUUGGCGCCCUCUUGGCGAUUUUUGGGCACCUCGUGGUCAGCAUCGCGCUUAACCUGCAGAAGUACUGCCACAUCCGCCUGGCAGGCGCCAAGGACACCCGGGCCUAUUUCAAGACCAAGACAUGGUGGCUGGGCCUGUUCCUCAUGCUGCUGGGUGAGCUGGGUGUCUUCGCCUCCUACGCCUUCGCCCCGCUCUCGCUGAUUGUGCCGCUCAGCGCGGUCUCGGUGAUAGCUAGUGCCAUCAUAGGAAUCAUAUUCAUCAAAGAAAAAUGGAAACCUAAGGACUUUCUGAGACGCUACAUCUUGUCUUUCGUUGGCUGCGGUUUGGCUGUCGUGGGCACCUACCUGCUGGUGACAUUUGCGCCCAACAGUCAUGAGAAGAUGACAGGCGAGAACAUCACCAGGCACCUCGUGAGCUGGCCUUUUCUCUUAUACAUGCUGGUGGAGAUCGUCCUGUUCUGCUUGCUGCUGUACUUCUACAAGGAGAAGAAUGCCAACAACAUUGUUGUGAUUCUCCUCCUGGUGGCCUUGCUUGGCUCCAUGACAGUGGUGACAGUCAAAGCUGUGGCUGGGAUGCUGGUCCUGUCCAUCCAGGGGAACCUGCAGCUUGACUACCCCAUCUUCUACGUGAUGUUCGUGUGCAUGGUGGCCACCGCUGUCUACCAGGCUGCGUUUUUAAGUCAAGCUUCACAGAUCUAUGACUCCUCGCUGAUCGCCAGUGUGGGCUACAUCCUGUCCACCACUGUGGCUAUCACAGCAGGUGCCAUCUUUUACCUGGACUUCGUCGGGGAGGAUGUGCUGCACAUCUGCAUGUUUGCCCUGGGGUGCCUCAUCGCCUUCUUGGGUGUCUUCUUAAUCACCCGGAACCGGAAGAAGGCCGUUCCGUUUGAGCCCUACAUUUCCAUGGAUGCUAUGCCAGGUAUGCAAAACAUGCACGACAAGGGCAUGACAGUCCAGCCUGACCUCAAAGCUUCUUUUUCCUACGGAGCCCUGGAAAACAAUGACAACAUAUCUGAGAUCUACGCCCCUGCCACACUACCAGUCAUGCAAGAGGAGCACAGUUCCAGAAGCACCCCUGGGGUCCCUUAUCGUGUCCUGGAGCACAGCAAGAAAGAAUGAGCCACCUUCAGGUGACCCGCCUUUCCCUAACUGUGCAGGCCGAGCCAGAGGUGGCUCUGCCCUUCAUUCUGAGAUUUGCCUUCCCGUCCUACUUCCUAGACUGCAAGUUCUGUGGAACUGCAGCAGAUCUUAGAAAGCCUUGGUCUCUGGCAAGAACACCACAUUCCCUUGGUCUUGGAAAUUUCAAAUGGAGACAAGGGCGGGGCUGCUUAGCCUAGAGGGAUUAAAAGCCCUUUCUUCUCCUCCAAAAUGGUCACUGGGGCCCCCAGCCAGUGACCAAAGCCAAUGCCACAUUCUUCAGAGUGAUGGCAAAACAGAGGCUCCACCCUGACUUCAGUCCGGAGACAGUGAGUGCUGGCCUCCCUCCCCCUCACAUGCAUGCCUGUUUUAGACAGUAUCUGAGCCCCUUUUCACACGGCGCAGUGGGCCAGCCCUGAGCACAUACUCAUUGGCAUCUCGGCAGUGUCCACCUGCCCUCUGUUUAUGCCCCUCCAAUGAGGAUGGAUGGCGUGUGUUUUUAGUUUUCAUUGGUUUGGUUUGGUUUGGUUUUGGAGACAGGGUCUCACUUUGUAGUUCGAGACUUGAACUCUCUGUUCUGGUUGUCUCUGAAAACAAACCUGGUUCUGGCUCUCUGUGAGGUACUUGGCCUCGCCCCCUCCUAGGAACUGGGAAGUCGACAGAGGAAAGAGGAAAAUAAGAGGGACGGGAGCAAAGGGGUGAAGAUACAUACCCAAGCCCCUAGGAAGAAGAGCCCCUCUAAUUUUCCUGCCCCUCCUCAUAAACAAGAGGUGGGAAACCUGGCUCUUCGUUGGAUUACAUUUUCCCUGCACACUGGCCCCCUCUGGGAAGAUGGGGGGUCCGCUCGCUGUGAAGCCAGCCUCUCCGCUUCCCUUGCACCCCUCCUUUGUGGACCCACCAACCAGGCCAGAGCUGUUGGCUCACUUCCCUGCAGUUGGGAGUCCGUCUGGGUCUCUGGCUCUGAGUGCUGUGAAGUAGAGACCAGCACUCAGAACUUGUCCUCUGGGCCAGCCAUGGCGAACCUGUGGCACGCUUACUGCAGCAGGCUGUUAUCGGUGAAAGCUCUACAAGGUUCACCAUUGCUGCUGCCCCGGGCUGUGCGCUUCUGCGAAUGGCAGGGAAAGGUCUGCAAACUUGAAUAAGGGUGAGGAUCUCCUGGGGGGUUAAAAUGCAGAUUCUCAUACCCCCAACUAUAGAGACUCAGGGUAAGUAGGACUGGGGUGGAACCUAAGGGUCUGCCUGCAUUGUUAAGUGGCACCACUGGGGAUUCUGCUGUAAACAGCUGGAGGUCACACCCCUCAAAUCCUACUAAUGGGAAAAGCCAGCCACUAAGACCCCCCAGGGCCCACGCCCUCCUGCCAUGAAGUUAGAAUUCCACUCCGAAUCCUCUUAGGAUGCUCUGAUAGGGGAAGCAUGCCCCCUCCCCCAGGAUCUGUGGCGUUGCUCCACUAGUAAAUACCACUUAGAACUAGCUCGCGGCCUCCCAAGGCAGCCUUGAACUAACAGGCAGGACGCCAGUGUUAACAGACAGUGUUACCCAGCGCUUACCGGAUAGAUUGCAUUUAGUACUCAUUCUGAUCCUGACUUCCCAAGCUCUGCCAACCUGUCGCCUGUGAUAAGCACUUCAUGUUUUGUCUUAGCCACCUUUGUAUUGUGUAUUAAACACCCAAGAAGGCACCAGAUAAGGAGCUUUACCCCUUAGCUGAGUACCCACUGGGUUCAACAACAUUUUCGAGACAUUUACUGUGUAUUAAGCAUGUAGAGGAAAAAGCUACCAACAUAAGACAUGGUCUCUGCCAUCCAAGCCAGCAGGAGACACGGAUGUCCAGCGGUCUCUGGCAGGGUGGGCAGUGACAGGAAGUGACAGUCAUGGUGGCCCUGAGUCCAAAGGGGUGUUCAGAAUUAGAGAUGAUUUGGUUUCCACUGACAUGUAGUGGCAAAGCCAGCUAGGAUUUGCUAGGACUAGAUGGUGGGAUGAUGCUCCCUCCAGGCGAAGGGGCCACAGAGAUUAGGAGAUGGGGUAACAAAGA